AGAGAGAGAGAGAGGCGGGGAUCGACGGCGCAAGCGAGAAAAGGAAAAUCCGUCUUUUACAAUAAGUAUCCAGUUCAGUCUCUGUGUCAUUCUGAAGCUGUUUAUACGGACACAUUUGGCUCGGCAAUCUCUAGUGCUGAAGUAACGGUUUUAGAGGCAGAUCGAGCGGAAACGAGAUGUUUUUGUAUAAGAAUUAGAAGUGGAUUUUGGAUAGCCGAAGUCUUGGGCGUAUCUCCACUUUUGUUCAUUUAUUUAGUGUCGAACUGAAAACAGCCGAGGCUGAGCGCAUCUGAUCCUCCUGGAGCGCUCGGCGCUGAUGAGGGCUCUGUCGGCGUGAUCCGUGCGCGAUGGCCGCUUCGGGCGGACAGAAGAGUGAGAAGUUAGAUGAAGCUCAGGCUCUAGCGAGGAGGUGCGCAGGGAGACCGGACUUUCUGCCCUGUGAUGGACUAUCCAUCUGCGCCACGCACAGUCACGGGAAGUGUUUCAAGCUGCACUGGUGCUGUCAUCUGGGCUGGUGCCACUGUAAAUAUGUCUACCAACCCAUGACCAGUGUAUGCCAACUUCCCAGCACGCCGGUUCCAGUUGCCCCCUCAGGUCACACUCUCACCAUGAACCUGUCCGUUUCCUUGACUGAGCGCUUUCUCAGGACAGCCCCCAAGUUCAAGGCUCCACCCUGCCCAGAGUCGCCUGAGUUUUGUAUCAUCUCUGACCUCUUUGUGGAUGAUUACAUGGUAAAACGUAUCAAUGGUAAGAUGUGUUAUGUGCAAAGGCCGCCUCCACCUACACCAAAUUCUACACACCAACCCCAAACACCGGCACCUCAACCUGCCCCCCAACGUACUAACAAGCACACACGGCAGGUGUGCCCGACUAUUAAGCACAGCCAACCAAACGAGAAGAUCUCAGGCCCUAAAAUGGACCACUGCUCCUCUCCCUCCAGCUCAGAAGACUCUGGAAUCAAUGCAUUGGGUCUGCACUACAUGGAAUCAUGCGAUGAGGACUUCUUUGUGGAUGAUGAUGAUGAGGAAGAAGAGGAUGAUGAGCUGAGUACCGAUGGAGACUCCAGUACUGGUAGCUUCUGGGACCAGGAUGAGUGCACUUUACUGUCACCAUCCAAAUCAAUGGUUGAGAUCAUUGAGAAGAUUGAGACAACGGUUUGAAGUGCCUGUCAGUAAAUACCACAGUUGGAAUUCCUCAGUCUCGGAAAUACUUCCCUACACUAUCCUACCAGCAGGUGCAUGUGUUUAGUGAGCCAGUGCAAGCACACACUCCUUGUUAUGGCAGCGCCAUCCGAGGUUGUCCCAGAAGAACCCUCGAGAGAUGAGUCAUGGCAACUCUCUCCAGUACUUACUACAACUCUCAUUUUCCCUUUAGUCCCUUAUGCAUGAUAAGACUAAUGUAGGUUACACGCAAGUAAAUGCGCUGACAAAUACAUAUUGUGAGAACUUCGACCAAAUGGGACUCAAAAGAUGAAUAUUUCAUGGAUGAACAGAUUUAAGACAGUCAAACUCAAAAAUAUGACGCUAUGUCUCUCCUUAGAGGGAUCAACUACACUCUGUCCAAUGCAUAGAAAUGGAAGAGGGCAUGGCUGAUGCAAUAUAGAGAGAUCUAGACUAAGAUGGUCUGUGUGUGUUAGAAGGAUGAAGAGAACGCUA
This is a messenger RNA of Carassius carassius (crucian carp), 1655 nucleotides long. Its product is annotated as UPF0524 protein C3orf70 homolog A-like. The record is from RefSeq and is a predicted model, not a curated record. The coding region runs from base 348 to 1160 and encodes 270 amino acids. The transcript has 2 exons. Lineage: Eukaryota; Metazoa; Chordata; Actinopteri; Cypriniformes; Cyprinidae.